Messenger RNA from Toxorhynchites rutilus septentrionalis, 5661 nucleotides. RefSeq lists its product as uncharacterized. The transcript has 4 exons. Gene Ontology annotation, biological process: DNA integration. NCBI's taxonomy places the organism in Eukaryota, Metazoa, Arthropoda, Insecta, Diptera, Culicidae. Gene Ontology annotation, molecular function: nucleic acid binding. The record is from RefSeq and is a predicted model, not a curated record. Bases 1 to 5661 code for a protein of 1886 amino acids.
AUGUCGAAACAACAAGCAUUCCGCGAGCGCGUUGUACGGUUCUUCGAAAUGCGUGAAAGUCUAGGAAAGUUCAAAGUAGGCAACACUCGGGACGGAAAUGUGCUGAUGAACACUGUUCCCCGGAUCCUGGCAUCCCGGAACGUCGAACGGAAGACCGAUGUUAAGGUAACUCAUGCUCCCAACGACCAGAAAUCCAGUUGUCCGCCCGCGAAGGCACAAAGUGUCGUAGCGUCGACGUCGUCUCGUAAAUCGUCAAAGACACUCAUCAAGCUGCAGCUUCAGAAGUUGGAAGAAGAACGGAAAUUAGAACAUGAUUAUAUAGAUAAAAAGUAUACACUUUUAGAAGGAAUUGCCAAUGCAUCUAGUUCUUGUUCUGGAGUUAGUAUGAACCGCGUGCGUGAGUGGGUCGAUGAUAACACUCAUAAUGUAGAAAAGUGCGUUCACUCUGGUAAUUUUGAGCCUCAACGACAUUCUACUCAAAAUCAAUCACUCGCAUCGUCGAAUUCAGUUGUAAGCAAUAGUUCGAUUCCUGAAGUCAAUGACGGUCUGAGGGCCAUGGCCGUUAAUUGUACGGAGCAACCUAACAAUCAACAAUCGACGAGGAAUCUGUGUCCUGAAGAGUAUGUUGAAUGUCCUAUCACCAAGAAACAACUUGCCGCGCGUCAAGCGAUUCCAAGGGAUCUCCCCUCUUUCUCUGGGAAUCCCGAGGAUUGGCCUAUAUUUCUGUCGUCCUUCACCAACACCACUGUAAUGUGCGGUUACACGGAUGCAGAAAAUGCAAUCAGAUUGCAAAAAUGUCUUACGGGAAAAGCAUAUGAAGCUGUCAAGAGCCGUUUGAUGUAUCCAUCGAACGUGAAGGGAGUCAUCGAUACACUGCGUAUGCGUUUUGGUCAACCUGAAGCUAUUGUCCACUCAUUGAUAGCAAAAAUCAACGCGUUGCCGGGUUUAAAAGAAGACAAACUAGAGACUAUCAUGGAUUUUGCGGUAAAUGUUCAAAAUUACUGCUCUAUCGUAGAUGCAUGUGGGUUGGAAGACCAUCUUUACAACGUGUCCUUACUUCAUCAAUUAGUCAACCGACUUCCACCGUCAAUUAAACUUGACUGGGCUAGAUAUCGUCAAAAGCUUGUUAGCGUCAAUUUGGCGUGCUUUGGAAACUGGAUUUAUUCACUUGCAGAAGCGGCCAGUGCCAUUACUGUCCCAGCGAUCCAGGAGUCUAAAUCCACGCGGAGUGAUUUUCAUCAACCCAAGAAAAGUGGUGGUUUUCUUAACGCUCAUCUAGAAUCCGAAUCCCCACCUCAUGAUCUUCAGACACAAACCUAUCAUAAAAGUUAUAUUCAAGACUGCGUUGUGUGUGGAGCCGAUUGUAAGGGCGUCGAAAAUUGUAAGCAGUUCAUGGGGCUUCCUCGGGAUUCUCGCUGGGCUGUAGUGAGAGAAUUCGGUCUAUGUCGUCGAUGUCUUCGUAAACACAACGGAAGUUGCAGAGCCAAAGUUUGUGGUAAGGAUGGUUGUACUUUUAAACACCACGAGCUCCUCCACAAUGAACAGCAACACAAAGAAGUUUCAAGACCCGAUGAUCCUCGUCCAGGAACCAGUUAUUCGCACCACGAAUGCAACGCUCAUCGUGCUAGUUCAAAUGCUGUUCUGUUUCGUUACCUUCCUGUCACAAUACAUGGAACGAAAGGGUCCAUUCAAACAUUCGCCUUCCUAGAUGAAGGCUCUGCGUUGACUUUAUUAGACCAUGACCUCAUGGAAGAGCUUGGACUGGAUGGAACAGAAAGUCCAUUGUGUCUUCGGUGGACUGGUGGCACUGAGAGAUAUGAAAAAGACUCUCGAAUAACACACGUGUCUAUUGCGGGCACGCAGGAUGGAGCAAAGAGGUUCAAACUGAAUGAGGUGCGAACGGUGAAGGAGCUGCAGUUGCCAUAUCAAUCUCUAAACACAGAUGAAAUGAGGAUCAAGUAUCCACAUUUACGAGGUCUGCCCAUAAGAUCAUACAACGACGCACGGCCGCGAAUCCUAAUAGGAUUGAAGCAUGCUCACGUUAGCUUGGUUCUACAAAGUAGAGAAGGAAAUCCAGAUCAACCGAUAGCGAUAAAGACUCGUUUGGGUUGGACCGUUUGUGGUGGUAAUGGCGAGAACAAUGCGUCGAAUUUGGUGCACUACUCUUUCCAUGUGCAUUCCGAAGAACAUUCGGACGAAUUCUUACAUAACGCCAUGAAGGAGUACUUCGCUCUCGAUAGUCUUGGAGUAGUAAGACCCAGUCGUGCUCUGUUGUCGUCCGAAGAUCAAAGAGCCUGUUCAAUGCUCGAAUCUCUCACUAAGUACACUGGAGACAACUUCGAGACUGGUUUGUUGUGGAGAUACGAUGAUAUUCGUUUACCUGAUAGCCGGCCAAUGGCUCUUCGUCGGUAUCGGCUACUGGAAAAAAGAAUGCAGAAAGAUCCGGAGCUUUUGAAGGUUAUGAACCAGAAAAUAGUUGAUUACCUGCAGAAAGGAUACAUACGGAAAUUGUCUAAAGAAAAAGAAAAUUUGCCUGUUUCACGCGCGUGGUAUUUGCCAAUAUUCCCAGUGGUCAAUCCAAACAAACCUGGAAAGGUUCGAUUAGUCUGGGAUGCAGCAGCUACCGUAUUCGGAACGUCUCUAAAUUCUGCACUCUUGAAGGGCCCGGACCAAAUGUGUUCGCUCUUCUCUAUUCUGUUGCAAUUUCGGAAGCACCGUGUAGGACUAACUGGGGAUAUACGCGAAAUGUUUCACCAAAUCCAAAUCCGCGAAACAGACCGAUCAUGCCAGCGGUUCUUUUGGAGAGACAAUACAGGAGAGAUUAUUGUUUAUGAAAUGUGUGUAAUGACUUUCGGUGCGUGCUGCUCUCCAAGCAGCGCUCAAUAUGUUAAAAACAUAAAUGCUGAACGGUUCUCUAGGAAAUACGCAGAUGCAGUGAACGCUAUCGUCCAGCAACACUACGUGGACGAUAUGUUGGUGAGCGUAGACUCCGAAGAAACAGCUAUUCGACUAGCUCAGGAGGUAACGUACGUACAUGCCCAAGGCGGGUUCGAAAUCCGUAACUGGGUCAGUAACUCAACAGCUGUUAUAACUGUAUUGAAUCAGCCAAAAGCGAACGCGAAAAGUCUGGAUUUGUCUACCGAAAUAUGCACCGAGAAAGUACUAGGAUUGUGGUGGUGUACAGAGUCGGAUUCGUUCACAUACAGAGUCGGAUGGGACCGAUAUGAAGAAACGUUGUUGAAAGGACUACGUCGACCAACAAAACGAGAAGUGCUUCGAGUUCUUAUGACAAUUUUUGACCCUCUCGGAUUGAUUGCGCAUUUUCUCAUAUUCCUGAAGAUUUUGCUGCAGGAAAUUUGGCGCUCUGGUGUUCAGUGGGACGACACCAUCAACGAUGUUUUGUUCGAUAAAUGGCGAUCCUGGCUGCGUGUGCUACCAACAGUUGAAAAAGUACGAGUUUCCCGGUGUUAUUUUGUUCAAACGUCCUGCGAGUAUCAAGCUGAGUUUCACACCUUUGUCGACGCUAGUGAGAACGGGUUUGCUGGUGUGUCAUUCCUUCGUUUCAUCUGUGGUGAUCAGAUAAAAUGUACCAUAGUUGCCGCAAAAACCAGAGUCGCACCGUUAAAGUUCCAAUCUAUUCCAAGACUCGAACUGCAGGCCGCCGUGUUAGGAGGAAGAUUAGCACAUACGAUUCUAGCAUGUCUCUCAAUUCAAAUUACAAGACGCAUUUUUUGGACUGACUCUCGCGACGUUUUAUGCUGGAUUAAUUCCGAUCACCGUCGUUUUACACAGUUCGUAGCGCACCGGGUUAGCGAGAUUCUCGACAUAACAGAGGCGGAAGAAUGGUUCAACGGUCCUAGAUUCCUGUGGAAAACCGAAGAAGAUUGGCCACAACAACCAAUACGAAAGAGCUCAACCAAUGAAGAGUUGCGUCCCAAUUUGGUGGCUCACCUGUCGAACCAAUCACCGCUAAUAUGUGUUACUGAUUUCUCCAAAUGGCAACGGCUGAUCAACGUCGUCGGAUUUGUGUUUCGUUUUCCGAACAACUGUCGUCUGAAGAGCAAACAUCAAUCAACUUGCACCGGACCGUUAUAUUUAGAGGAGAAACGUGCGGCCGAGGAACAUGUGGUCCGUCAAGCCCAACAGGAUGUUUUCCUUGAUGAAAUAACUGCUCUAAGAAAACAACAACUCAUAUCGAGAAGCAGUUCUCUAGUUAAGUUCAGCCCCUGGUUAGAUGACCGAGGAGUUCUGAGGAUGCGAGGCCGAAUUUCCAACUGUGUGUUCAUUACAGAAGAAGCAAAAAAUCCUAUAAUUUUACCCCGUGACCACUACGUUACUACCUUGAUUAUCAUGCAUUACCACCACAAAUUUCACCAUUUAAACCAUGACACUGUUAUAAAUGAGAUACGACAAAAAUACUCGAUUUCGCGAAUUCGCGUUUGCUACGCCAAGGCUAGAAGAGCCUGUCAACGCUGCAAGAACGCCAGAGCAGUACCAUCUCCUCCAAUCAUGGCGGACCUUCCAACUGCUAGAUUAGCAGCACAUUCUCGACCCUUUACCCACGUAGGGAUAGACUAUUUCGGACCGAUGGAGGUAGCCAUAGGAAGAAGAGUUGAAAAACGAUGGGGAAUGCUGGCUACAUGUAUGACGAUCAGAGCUGUUCACAUAGAAGUCGUCCAUUCACUAAGCACCGAUUCCUGCAUCAUGGCUAUCCGCAAUUUAAUUGCUCGUCGUGGAGUUCCUCGUCACGUUUACUGUGAUCGCGGAACCAACUUUGUUGGCGCUAGCAACGAGUUGACUAGAGUGGAUAAACUGCUGAACAAAGAAGCCAUCAUAAAAGAGUUUUUGGGUUACGAAAUAGCAUGGUCGUUUAAUCCACCAGCAUCGCCCCAUAUGGGUGGUAGUUGGGAGCGUAUGAUCCGCAGCGUGAAGAGCAAUCUGAUGUCUCUAGAAAUACCCCGUAAACCAUCAGACGAAGUACUACGUAAUGCGCUGACUGAAAUAGAAGGUUCAUUAAAUGCAAGGCCGCUUACACACGUUCCAAUCGAAGAUCACGCGGCUCCAGCACUAACCCCUAAUCACAUUCUUCUUGGAAGCUCUAACGGGACGAAGCCACUUACGUUUUUAGAUGAUAGCAGCGUUGUCGUGCGUCAAUGUUGGCGAACUUCUCAGAUCAUUGCCAACCAAUUUUGGAAACGUUGGCUAUCGGAAUACCUACCAGAGAUAACUAGGAGAACCAAGUGGCAUUCAGCCUGUGUGCUACCGGUGAAGAUCGGUGACGUGGUCAUCGUUGUAGAUCCAAAGUUACCUCGCAAUUGUUGGCCAAAGGGAAGGGUAAUAGCAACUCGUCCUGGCAAAGAUGGAGAAGUAAGAUCCGCAACGGUUCGAACAUCCGGGGGAGUGUAUGAGCGCCCUGUGGUUAAGCUUGCUGUAUUGGACGUUCGCGAAGGAAAGUUCAUCGAACUGACGAAACCUCUGACGGACUUGUUGAGAAAAAAGCCGAUGAGAGUGCAGUGGAAUAAAGCAGCAGAUGAAGACUUCAAAGCAAUCAAGGAGCAGUUAAUAUCAGCCCCUGUAAUGGCCAAUUCCGAUUUUACGCUACCAUUCUGUGAUCAGACAGAUGCCAGUGAUACAGCUCUCACGGGUGUACUCACCCAAUAA